Bursaphelenchus xylophilus (pine wood nematode) is the source of this 5196-nucleotide messenger RNA. Lineage: Eukaryota; Metazoa; Nematoda; Chromadorea; Rhabditida; Aphelenchoididae. The record is from the annotation of a GenBank genome assembly.
AUGGGAAAUCUGAUUGACGGAAAAUCUGUUGUAAUUGUAACAGGCAGGUUCAUCUUCUGAUAACAUUAACAUUUUUCAAAAGAAUUUAGGGGCCAGUAGAGGAAUUGGUCGGGAGAUUGCUAUUCAAUUGGCAGAAAAUGUGGCCGAUGGUUCCACUUUUUUGUUAAUUGCUCGAAACUUGGAUGGAUUGAAAGAAACUAAAGCUUUUAUUAACAGGUAUUAAUACUCCAAUAUCAAAACCUUUUUAGAGACAAGGAUCUCAAAAUUGUCUUAAUCCAAUUUGAUUUUGCAUGGGAUGAAGAACUGGACCUUAAAACUAUUCUCCAAGAAUUGGAGGAUGAACGGCCUGUCAUUCUCAUCCAUAAUGCGGGAUGUGUGGGAGAUGUGAGCAGGAAGGCGGACGAGCUCAUGGAUGUCAAGGCGUGGGAUGAACAUUUGCGGAUAAACGUCACAGGGAUGAUUGUGUUCAAUAAUAGGAUUUUGAGUUCUUGUAAAGGGAAGGACGUUUUGUUGGUGAAUAUCACAUCGCUUUUGGCAGUUCAAUCGUUUCCAUCCUUCACACAAUAUUCCGUCUCAAAGGCAGCACGUGAAGCCUACUUCAGAGCCUUGGUUUUGGAAAGACCCGAAAUAAGAGUGCUGAAUUACUCACCCGGUCCGGUUGAGACAGAUAUGAGAAACGAGAUUGCGUCCAGGUAUGAAGUCUUGGCCAAUAAUGGGCAGGUUUCGAGAAACCGUUCAAAUAUCAUUGAUAAAUACUUUGUAAGAAAAGUGUAAUUCGGAAAAAAAGCAUGAAUUGUAAGUGUAAACUUUGAAAAACAGUUUAUUGUUGAAAAACUGUUAAUUUUGAUGUGACACUGCUUGAAGUGCUGUAAUAUUGGCAUUUUUGGCGCUACGACAUUUCGGGUCAGGGACAACUCGGGUCGCGACAACUCGGGUCAACGACAACUCGGGUCAACGACACUUCGGGUCAACGACACCUCGGGUCAACGACAUUUCGGGUCAACGAUGCCGUUUAAUAUUUUCGCUUCGGGACUGGAAAAAAAGAAUUUUUUGGUGAAUUUGAAAAAUUUUUGAAAUGUUUUCGCUUCGGGACUUGAAAAAAAGAAUUUUUUGAAGAAUUUGAACAAAAUUUUUAAAUGUUUUCGCUUUGGAACUUGGGAAAAAGAAUUUUUUGGAGAAUUGAGGUUUAUUUUUUAAAUUUUUUAGGGAAAUAGUGUAUAAGCGACGAGCAAAUAAGAAAAUCGUAUCCAUUGUCUAUGUUUUUAACUGAAAGCACGGGAUUUAAACGCAGACAGUGCCAGAGAGUGGAAUAAGAAGAUAGUCGUAAUGAUUGUAUGCACAUAACGAUUUUUUUAUUUGCUCGUCGCUUAUAAACACCAUUUUCCCAAAAAAAUUUAAAAUAACCUCAGUUACCCCUAAAAUAACUAUUUAUCUAAAAAAUUAAAGAAAUAACAUUCGUACCUUAUAAAAAAUAAAAUUGUAACAUUCAGAACAAAAAAAUCCUUUUCCCACGUCCGGAAGCGAAAACAUUUCAAAAAUUUGUUCAAACUCUCCAAAAAGUUCUUUUUUCCAAGUCCCGAAGCGAAAACAUUUCAAAAAUUUCUCAAAUUUACCAAAAAAUUCUUUUUUCCAAGUCCCGAAGCGAAAAUAUUAAACGGCAUCGUUGACCCGAAAUGUCGUUGACCCGAGGUGUCGUUGACCCGAAGUGUCGUUGACCUGAGUUGUCGUUGACCCGAGUUGUCGCGACCCGAGUUGUCCUUGACCCGAAAUGUCGGGACGCGGCAUUUUUUUGUAAAAGAGUCAAAAGUAUUAUUUUUUUAUUUCAAAAUGCGACGGUCAGAUUUUCUUUAAAAUAGGGGUACGCGGAGAGCGGUCAGAGAAAAAGGGUAACUGAAUAUUCGGGUGAUGCGCACUCGGGUGGUGAAAAUUCGGGUGAGCGCACUCGGGUGAUCGCUUAUUCGGGUGAUGCAAACUCGGGUGGUGAAAAUUCGGGUGAUGGAUUUUUGGGGUGGGUGAAUAUUCGGGUGAUGAAGAAAAUAUUGUAUUGAUGGUUAAUAAAUAUACUGUAACAUUAUUAAAAAUUUUUAAGUUGAAAUUUUUGGUUUUCGAGCAUAAGGCAUCCAAAAAUGAAGUCCGUUUCGCUCGAAUAGCAAUGCCAACACUAUUAUUAUCGUAGUAAAGGAUUGUAAAAUCAAAUACUACUGAUGACGCAAAAUUGUAAAUAAUUUUAAAAAAAACUUUUUCAUCGGUUUUUUGGGGCUUUUGACAAUGGAGAAUUAAAAAUUCGCCAAAAGGUCGGGCAUUAAUAUUCGAGCGAAACGGACUUGAUUUUUGGAUACCUUAUGCUCGAAAACCCUAAAAAUGAAUAAAAAAUCGGAAAUUUCCACUUAAAAAUUUUUAAUAAUGUUACAGUAUAUUUAUUAACCAUCAAUACAAUAUUUUCUUCAUCACCCGAAUAUUCACCCACCCCAAAAAUCCAUCACCCGAAUUUUCACCACCCGAGUUUGCAUCACCCGAACAAGCGAUCACCCGAGUACGCUCACCCGAAUUUUCACCACCCGAGUGCGCACCACCCGAAUAUUCUCGACCCCAGAGAAAAAAGCACUUUGGCCUUUUUUCCUACUUUUAGACGGGACAUACCUCAAAAAAUCCGGAAAAUUGUGCCGUUCAAAGAUAUGUAAAAAUUUGCUGCCUAAUAUCGGGUUUAUUGGUUGAAAAUGCCCAAAAACGCGCUAAUUUUCCCUACAACUAGGCACAGGCAUUGCAAGCGAUAAAAAACAUGGUCGGUCUCUUCCUCCGAAGAGAGCGAUGUGGCCGAGUGGCUAUUGCGGAAGUCUGUGAAUCAAGGGGGUGGACACCUCACGGGUUCGAUUUCCCUUUUGGCUUUGAAUCAAGGUCUGGAAAAUAAAUUUAUGUGCCAAGAUCAUUCCGAUGUAAUACUGUUAGAAAUGUGUUCAAAACUAUUCCUUCGACAUUACACUUUUAAAAAUUUUACACUUACAUUUUUACACAAGUUUGUGAAUAUAGCGACACUCCUAACAGUGUACAUCAAAAUUAACACUUUUUCAAAGUCACAGUACAUUGAAAAAUUUACACGCAAUUCACACCUUUUUCCGAAUUACACUUUUUUGCAAAGAUAUAAGGGGAUGAUUUUCGAACGGAAUAUCCCCAGACCGGUUUUGUCCCCAGGACGGUUUUUUCCCCGAUAUUUUAUUUUUGAUAAUUGUUUGACCAGCAAAACCACAGCCAGAUUUUUCUAAUGGCUAGCCAAUAAACUGGAUGGGAUAUUCCAUUCGGCUAUCUUUUGUCGUGGCCUCACAGCUAUUCAGCUAUUCUGACACUUUGGCGGGCCGAUCCAGGUUUUUGACUAGCCAUUCUAAAAUAUCGACCAUAACUCCUGCGCUUUGAUACCCAUUCCAACCUUUUAGCUAGCUAUUUUUGUGACUUCAAAGCAAGUAUGACACAUUGGCUGGCCAAUCCAGGUUUAUGGCUAGCUGGUCAAACAAUUUUCAAAUAUAAAAUAUUGAUCUGGGGACAAAAUCGUCCUGUGGACGAAACUGUCUAGGGGAUAAAAACAUCCAUUACGAUUCGGACGAGUUUUCGAAAUGUGCCCAUUAUGGACGGACACGGCACGUAAAAUCGAAAUUGCGAGAGAGGGAACUCUUCACGCUGACUUUUCGUCAUAGGUAAGGGGUCCGAGGAUUUUUUUGCCAAUUUGGAAAAGUCAGGCCUUUUUUGACUGAUCCCCAAUUUGGUCCUUUAUGGGAAGAUUUCUGAAAUCGUUGCAAAUAGUGUACUAGUGCAGGAAAAAAGUCCACGGAAUGGAUGCACUACGCUGUUCGCGCGUGCACUGUGCAGUUAUCGGCCCGCACAAUGCAAAUUAUAGGGUGAGCGCGACGGAAUUGGGGGCACAGUGCGAAAGGACGUCGCACAGUGCAAUAAAUUGAGUUUCUUAGUCCCUUGCAGAGAUUGCCACGGUCAAAAUUUCGGCUCCGGCUCUUAGCUCCCAGAGCCGGAGCCGAGGCCAAAUUUGCAGCUCCGGCUCCCAUGAAAAAUUUAACAAGGAAAGUACUUUUAUGGGGGCUCCUACUUUUUGACGGGACAUAUCUCAAAAAAUCAGAAAAAAUGUGCUGAUCAAGGAUAUAUAAAUCUCAGCUGCCCAUUUUAGGUUUUUAGGGGUGAAAACUCAAUCGGAAGUUGACUUAAAGUCCUAUAUGAACCCCUUUUCGCUUCAUUUUUCACAGGUUUACAAUUUUUAUUUUGGCUUAAAAUGAUGUUUAUUCAGUUUCUUAGACGUAAUAAGACAGUCUGGUCCCAAAAAUUAAUUUUUCCGACCUUCAACUUCAAAAAAAGUUGAUUCAGCCCAAAAGGGAAAUCGAACCCGUGCGGCGUUCCCCUCUUGAUUCCCAGACUACGACGCUAACCACUCGGCCACACCGCUCUUCCGAAGGAAGAGACCGAGUGCGCGUUUUAUUGUUUCGAAUGCCUGCCCUUUUGUAGGGAAAUUAAGCCAGUUUUUUGGAAUUUUCACCCCUAAAAACCUAAAAUGGGCAGCUAAGAUUUAUAUAUCCUUGAUCAGCACAUUUUUUCUGAUCUUUUGAGAUAUGUCCCGUCAAAAAGUAGGAGCCCCCAUAAAAGUACUUUCCUUGUAAAAAGGUCUCCGGCUCCGAAUCCCGGUUCCCGUGCAAAAAAAUUUAAAAAUAUAUUUUUCCAAAUAAAAAGUUAUUAGUGCCAGAGAUCAUACAGCCAGCGGAGGUUUAACGUAAACGUUUUUGCAGCCAAGUCAUAUGCAAAACAUCCUUCUGAGUAUUUUUCAAGCUAUUUGGUUUAACAUUUUUUUACUUUUCUGAAGGCUGAGAAGCCUGGCUCCGACUUUGGGCUCAGGAGCCGGAGCCGCUCCUAAAAUUACCGGCUCCGGAGCCGUGGCAAUCUCUGAUCCCUUGUUAGGACGAAAAGCCAAGUUGAAGAGUUGGUUCCCUUCUCGAUUUGCAUGAUGGAAUUAGUUAAAGAUCAUAUUUUAGGAGUUAUUCACUAGAGAUUCGGAAGGCGUUCUCUUCCACCGAGAAGACAGAUGUAAGUCGAAGCGUUCUCACAACAAAGGAAACCGUAAGCAAAUUAAUCUUCAUCCUCAAAACAAACAAAUUCGAGAAUGGAGCCAGGAUCGACUAUUUUGACGACCAGAUGGCAGACUACUAA